GAUUUUCUGCCGCUAAGGAACGGCUGCUGAGAGGAUCCAAAUCCGCAACCCCCACAUGCAACGACGUUCCUCCACCAGUGACAGCGACGGCAACUCUCCACCAGCGGCGGCGACGAUUCACCACUAGCAGCGUCGAGGGACCACAACGAUUCUCGUCCCUUCCAGAGAUUGCCCACUGGCAGCGUUGAGCGACACCAACAAUGAUUCUUCCCUGGCAACGUCAGCGACGUACCCCUGUGUUUACUGUCGUUGGUACUAUUGUUGCUUAUUUCUCUCUCUAUCUCUCUUAUCAUCACUAUCAUCUCCUGCAAUCCUUGGCUUCGUUCAUUUUUCUUUUUUGAGCUUUUGUUUUUCAAUUUUGCUUUCUCUCACAUUCGAUUGUGGUGGUUAGGAAAAUGUUGAAAUUGAUUUCUGACUUUGAUUUGUGCUCUUGAUUUCUGCAUCUAUUGCUAUAUCCAUUUAAAUCUGAUUUUUGGACAAUCUCCGGCGAUGGUAGGGGUCGUGGGACGAUGGUUCAGGGAUCUAGCCGAGUGGAGGGCGGUUCUGAAAGCUGAUAUUGCAGAUCCAUACGACGUCGUUGCAGUUGCAGUGGAGCCUUGCUGCCUUGGAGGCGAAUACAGAAAUAGGAGAGUUGUGGACUGUGGAGAGAACCAGAAAAGCUCACGAGUUUCAGUUACAGAGAGGUCUUGGUAGUAAGCGAAGUCCAUGAGACGAUGGUACGUCUUAUUCAUUUGAUUCUCCAUGCUUUGCUACGUGCUUUCAUGCUGGAUCCGUAAUGAAAGCACUUCUAGCUCUCUCAAAGUCAUGGUUUCGCCCCAAGACAAUCACUAGUAUCUUCUUCCAUAGUAAAUCUUUUUCUUACCGAUCCGAAACCUGUAUAAUUUCUCUUAUUCAUGCCUCAAGAACUAGCCGGCAACUCCGAGAAAUUCAUGCUCAAAUACUCAUUUCCAACCUCUUCUCAAGCAGUCGAGUUACAACCCAGUUCAUAUCUUCCUGUUCUCUCCUCAAAUCCAUUAAUUAUGCAUUUGCGAUCUUUGAGCAGUAUCAGGAUAAAAACUUGUUUGUUUGCAAUGCUUUGAUUCGUGGGCUUUGUGAAAAUGACGAGUUUGAAGGUGCAAUUUAUUUCUUUGGUCUCAUGUUGAGGUUGAAUGUUAGGCCCGACCAGUUAACAUUUCCAUUCAUACUAAAAUCAGCCGCGGCUUUGCUCUUGGCCAAGCUCGGUGAUUGUCUUCAUGGUGCGAUUCUGAAAUUUGGCCUGGAAUUUGAUUCAUUUGUUCGAGUUUCCUUGGUGGAUAUGUACGUUAAAGUAGAGAAGUUGGGUUCUGUAUUAAAACUGUUUGAUGAAACGCCUCAGACUAUAAAGCGUAGGAGCAUACUGUUGUGGAAUGUUUCUAUUAAUGGGUGUUGUAAAAUGGGAGAUUUGGACAAGGCUGGAGAACUUUUUGAAGGCAUGCCUGAAAAAAAUGUUGGGUCUUGGAAUACUUUAAUAAAUGGGUUUGCAAGAAAUGGUGAUAUGAAUGCAGCAAGAGAGCUAUUUAAUCAAAUGAAGGAGAAGAAUGUGGUCUCUUGGACCACAAUGAUAAAAGGUUUUUCUCAAAACGGAGAACAUAGAGAGGCAUUGUCAUUUUUCUCUAGAAUGCUUGAAGAAGGCGUAAGUCCGAAUGAUCUCACUAUUGUUUCUGCUCUUUCAGCUUGUGCAAAAAUUGGUGCACUUGAGGCUGGAAUACAAAUUCACAAUUAUAUCUCAAAUUCUGGUUUCUUCAUCACUAAAUCAAUUGGAAAUGCUCUAGUGGAUAUGUAUGCCAAAUGUGGGAAGAUCGAGGCUGCAAGUGAGGUUUUUAGUAACAUGAAACAAAAGGACCUUCUAACUUGGAGUAUUAUGCUAUGGGGACGGGCAAUCCAUGGCCACCAUGGGCAAGUUCUGCGGGGCUUUGAACAGAUGAAAUCUACAGGGCUGAGACCAGACUCUGUCGUCUUCCUUGCCAUCCUAACCGCAUGCUCACACACUGGGCAAGUUCAUGCAGGAUUACGCUUCUUCAACAGUAUGAGAUACGAGUAUGCCAUUGAGCCAACAAUGAAACAUUAUGCGUUAGUGAUAGAUCUCUUAGGAAGAGCAGGUAGACUCGAUGAAGCAAUGGAGUUCGUCCAAAGCAUGCCAGUGGCCCCUGAUUUUGUCAUAUGGGGAGCGUUAUUCUGUGCUUGUAGGGCUCACAAAAAUAUAAAAAUGGCAGAAUUGGUCUCAGACAAGCUCUUGCAGCUUGAAUCAAAGCACCCUGGCAGCUAUGUCUUUUUGUCAAAUGUUUAUGCCACGGUUGGGCGAUGGGAUGAUGUAGAGAGAGUAAGAAUUUUGAUGCAAAGAAGUGGAGUGGAAAAGGAUCCUGGAUGUAGUUAUAUCGAGGUAGAUGGGCAAGUGCACAGUUUUGUUGCUGGGGAUCAAGAUCAUAAGCAAGCUAAAGAUAUAUAUGUGAAAUUAGAGGAAAUAAUGUCAGGAGCUCGGAAAGAAGGUUACGUGCCUGAAACUGAUUGGGUGCUCCAUAAUAUUGAGGAGGAAGAGAAGGAGGAAUCUUUAGGAAGGCAUAGUGAGAAAUUGGCUCUUGCUUUUGGUCUCAUCAGUACUGCUCCUGGGGCGACUAUUAGGAUUGUGAAGAACUUGAGAAUAUGUGGCGAUUGCCAUUUUAUAAUGAAAUGUGCUAGCAAAAUGAGUCAAAGAGAAAUUGUAUUAAGAGACUUGAAGAGAUUUCAUCAUUUUAGGAAUGGUACUUGCUCAUGUGGAGAUUUCUGGUGACAUUUGAAGUAUUGCAGAUUAAAAAUAGUAUCUUAUCACAUGUUUUGAACUGAUUAA
Molecule: messenger RNA, 2842 nt
Organism: Prosopis cineraria
Lineage: Eukaryota; Viridiplantae; Streptophyta; Magnoliopsida; Fabales; Fabaceae
Product: pentatricopeptide repeat-containing protein At1g04840
Exons: 3
Coding region: 776-2785 (669 amino acids)
Biological process (GO): RNA modification
Molecular function (GO): RNA binding; protein binding; zinc ion binding
Source: RefSeq, a predicted model, not a curated record